ACAUAGAGCUGAAUGUGUUUUUUGAGAUUUGGCUAAAAAUCUAUUCCAUCAUAAGACUUUUCCUAGUGGGCUCUGCAAUUCGCAUAUAUUUGUCUCAUGUAUGUAGUGAGGUUAGAAAGUUCAGAAGUUUUUUAGAAUUAUUGUGAUUCUAUUCCAAUCGAUUUCAAUGUAUUUGACGCAUGGGUUAGCCUUUCUUCAGAAGUUUGGCUAAAAUGUAGAGUAUAUACUGUUUACUAGUUUGUAUGAGUGUUUUUAUUGCUGAAAAUGUUCUUUAAGUCACCUCUGUGUUUUUUUAAUCCUGAACAGGUGGUUAAGACUCUUCUUGAGAUUAGUGUGGAGCACUCUUGGGCAAAAGUAGUGCACAGCAAGCUCAUUUGCAUGUUAACAAAUAUGCUGUACCAAGUAUCAGAUUUAACUCAGAAUGGUGUUCGUGACACACAUUUUGUUCCUGAGCGGAUUGAUCUUCUUGGUGGAAUUGACUACAUUUGUCUUGAGUAUUCACGAGCCAACUCCAGGGAAGAGAAGCGGGAUUUAUUUUUUGUCAUUUUUGACUACGUAGUGCAUCAAAUAAAUGAAGCGUGCUUGGCUGGUGGUAUUUCGACCUAUACUUAUGAUGAUGCCCAGCCCCUUGCUUCCCUUCUUGCAUUUGCUGAUGCCCCUGAGGCCUUUUACAUAUCUGUGAAGCACGGUGUUGAAGGUGUCGGAGACAUGCUAAGAAAAGCUAUAUCAGCAGCAUUAUCGCAGUCUGCUCAAUACGACCAAUUGAAUGUGCUUCUGGACAAGGUUAUGAGGAAACUUGAUGGAACUGCCAGCACAUUUUCCAGGAUUGACAAUGAGUUUUCUUAUAUGAUCCAAGUAACGAAAUCAUGCAAGUGUUUUAGCAGCAUUAGAGAUGGAUGUGAUGAUGCUGAUGUCGCACUUAGAGCCAGGCUUUGCUGGGCAACUUUGCACUCACUUCUUCACUCACAGAUUUCAUCAUAUAGGCACCAUGGAUAUAUUUGGUUAGUUGAAUUGCUCCUUUCAGAAAUCAGUGAAGAAACAGAUGGUUCUGUAUGGUCUAAAAUUCAAAAGCUUCAAGAGGAAAUG
Sorghum bicolor (sorghum) is the source of this 1086-nucleotide messenger RNA. RefSeq lists its product as uncharacterized. NCBI's taxonomy places the organism in Eukaryota, Viridiplantae, Streptophyta, Magnoliopsida, Poales, Poaceae. The annotation marks the transcript as partial. The transcript is spliced from 3 exons. The record is from RefSeq and is a predicted model, not a curated record.